This is a messenger RNA of Dracunculus medinensis (Guinea worm), 435 nucleotides long. The record is from the annotation of a GenBank genome assembly. Lineage: Eukaryota; Metazoa; Nematoda; Chromadorea; Rhabditida; Dracunculidae.
GAAGUGAAAGAAGAUGGUGAUGUAACAACUGUUGAAGUCGUUAAUUUCAAAGAGAAAUCGCCAAGGAAGGUGCUUAAAAAGAUAUUAGAUGGUUGCUCAUUCUGUACUUGUAAUGCUCCAGUUAAAAUAAGCUAUGAAGACAUUCUUAUAUUAGAACAGUUUAUGAGAGAGGAUGGGACUAUUUUACCUCGCCAAAUUACUGGUCUUUGUAAACAACAGCAAUUCCGCAUUGAACGUUGUAUUAUGCAGGCACAUUGGUCUGGAUUGUUUCCAGAUAAAACGUUACCUGAUUUUGAUCGUGCAGGAUAUAAACGAUUUAACAGAUAUUGGAAUGGUGACAUGGAUAUGUACCGUUUGAAAGAAAAGGUGGAACAAGGUAGUUGGUAUUAUAUCAAACGUUAUAAAAUUGUUAAUGGUUCGAAUCAUAGAUACUGA